Aspergillus sclerotioniger CBS 115572 is the source of this 1698-nucleotide messenger RNA. RefSeq names its product siderophore transcription factor SreA (gene sreA). Gene Ontology annotation, biological process: positive regulation of transcription by RNA polymerase II; negative regulation of transcription by RNA polymerase II. Gene Ontology annotation, molecular function: DNA-binding transcription factor activity, RNA polymerase II-specific; RNA polymerase II cis-regulatory region sequence-specific DNA binding; zinc ion binding. The record is from RefSeq and is a predicted model, not a curated record. The coding region runs from base 1 to 1698 and encodes 565 amino acids. Lineage: Eukaryota; Fungi; Ascomycota; Eurotiomycetes; Eurotiales; Aspergillaceae. The transcript has 3 exons.
AUGUUGGCAUCAAUUCCCCAGAUGGAGACGGUGCGAUCGCUCCCUCGGAAUCCGGAUAUGGUUGCGCGGCAUCCAUCAGCGGAGGACUUGGACGCUGCUCAGCAGCUGAUCUCGUCUGCUCAGGCUGGUCGAGAGCACCUCAUCGAUCGCAACCGUGACGAUGAUGCGUCCCGAGGAUUCGAUGCGAGACAUACUCCCACCCCCUAUGAUUCCGAACGACCCAUUCACGGUUCUACGAUGCAAUCUACCGAAGUCGCUCUUGCAGAUAAAUCAUCACCGAAGUCCCAGAAAGACACAUCUUUUCUCGGACACUCUUGCAGUAACUGUGGAACGAAAAGCACCCCGCUAUGGCGACGAUCACCGACCGGAGCGAUGAUUUGCAAUGCCUGUGGCCUCUAUUUGAAGGCCCGGAAUGUCGCCAGGCCCACGAAGCGGAACCGUAUACACACAAGUUCCGAACCUACUCAACCCCAACCACCGCAACAACAGCAACCUCCGAUAAUCCCCCAGCAUGAGGCACACCACUCACACAGCGAAGGAGGCUGCCAUGGUUCCAAGGGUUCUUGCCCCGGUGGGGGUAACUGCAACGGCACAGGCGGCGCUGAGGGGUGUGACGGGUGCCCAGCCUACAACAACCGGGUGUACAAAUCUACUGCCCGAGGUACUAUACCAGUGCAUGCUUGGGGUCGACCCGCUCAUCCAGAGAGCGAAAAGCCUCUGCCUGUACCGGAGUCGGAGGUGCCCGGGAAGAAUGGUGCACCGGCCGAAGGAAAUAUGUUGGUAUCGUGUCAGAAUUGUGGAACUACAGUGACCCCGCUUUGGAGACGAGACGAGAAUGGUCAUCCGAUCUGCAAUGCGUGUGGUCUAUAUUACAAGCUCCACGGGUGCUAUCGCCCCACCACAAUGAAGAAGACCAUCAUCAAGCGGCGGAAACGCGUUGUGCCGGCUCUGCGGGAACAUUCCCCGACCGCCGCUACACAAUCGUCCAACGGUUCUUCUGCGUCACCCGAAGCGUCACCAGCGACACUGGCUCGCGUCCACGACGAUCACUACCGAUACUACAGUGCUGAGCCGGUGGACCAUUACCCUCCGAUGUCUGGAGAAAGGAUUUCACCAGCCGCCCCAAGGCAGUUUGGUUUCGCACCCCCGCCUGUCGAUUUUACCGGAUUUGGUUCUGGGCCCGUCUCCUUACCGCACCACCCCCCGCCACCGAGAUUGUUAGAGCCUGAUCGCAUCAGUGCUCCAAGCCACUCCCCGGUGUCUCAGUUUGGUCGGCGGUCUCUUUCGCCAAACCCAUCGGGAAACCCGAAGAAACGGACCCUUGCAGAGACCGCGUCAUCAGCCGAGGCUAUGUCCAUUCCCACCACUCUGGAGAACGGGUCCAACCAACUUCCUCCUAUCAUGUCCUCUAUCAACCCUUCCCCCCCUGCCCGCCUCAGUUCUAUCUCUUCUCUCCUCAACCACAACAACCACGACGAUUCGCGCCUAGAUCCCUCGCUCGCUGCUCUUAGCCGUCAGCACCACCCGCCUCACCAACCGUCCCCGCUUGCUCCUCCGCCGUCACAGAUGUUGCCCGGUGUGUCGGAGCUUGAUGGUCUCCGGGAAGAGCGUCGCUUGAAGUUGCAACGAGAAGCGGAAGAAAUGCGUGAGAUGCUGCGAGCGAAGGAGCGCGAAUUAGCUGAAUUGGGACAGCAAUGA